Lichtheimia ornata is the source of this 1551-nucleotide messenger RNA. RefSeq lists its product as uncharacterized. The record is from RefSeq and is a predicted model, not a curated record. NCBI's taxonomy places the organism in Eukaryota, Fungi, Mucoromycota, Mucoromycetes, Mucorales, Lichtheimiaceae. Bases 1 to 1551 code for a protein of 516 amino acids. The transcript is spliced from 5 exons. Gene Ontology annotation, biological process: microtubule cytoskeleton organization; protein phosphorylation; intracellular signal transduction. Gene Ontology annotation, cellular component: cytoplasm. Gene Ontology annotation, molecular function: tau-protein kinase activity; protein serine/threonine kinase activity; ATP binding.
AUGGUUUCUCGACAUAGAAAAAGAGUCACUUUGGGCCCUUAUUUGCUGCUUUCGACCCUCGGCAAAGGCGAAUUUGCCAAAGUCAAGCUAGGGAUUCAUGUCGAAUCUGGUCAAAAGGUGGCCAUCAAAUUGAUCAAAAUGGAUGAUAUGGAUCGCUCACGCAGGAUCAGGAUCGACCGUGAAAUUAACGUACUAAAGGCAGUCAACCACCCAAACAUUGUAAAGAUGUACAGCGUUAUCGAGACAAGAAAGACAAUGGGCAUUGUUUUAGAAUGUGCUACAGGGGGUGAACUUUUCGACUAUAUCAAUAGCCGACGAAGACUCAAAGAAACCGAAGCACGGCGACUUUUUGCACAAUUGGUAGAUGGCGUGCACCAUUUGCAUCAACGUCAAAUCAUUCAUCGUGACCUUAAGCUCGAGAACCUCUUAUUGGACCAUCACCACAACUUGCUGAUAAUCGAUUUUGGCUUUGCACAUGUGGGGUCACAAGAACAGCAGCACGAGAUGAUAGCGUCAUAUGAGGAGGGGCAAUUACCGUGUUCUCUUUUGGAAACAGCUUGUGGUUCACCAUGCUAUGCAGCACCCGAGCUUGUGUUGACAGAGGAGGGAUACAAAGGCACAGCAGCUGAUAUUUGGUCGUGUGGUGUGAUUCUUUAUGCAAUGCUUUGCGGACAUCUACCCUACCAAGAUGACAACCUUCAUCAGCUCUAUCGCACCAUGGUCAGCCAACCACCCGAAUUCCCCGAUCAUGUUAGUACAAAUGCCCGCGAUUUGAUACAAAAGAUGAUGAUGCCUGAUCCUGAAGAUCGUUGUUCUAUGGCCACCAUCCUCACCCAUCCUUGGCUUCAACAAGAUACAACAUCACAAAAGACAUCAUCGGGGUCACGAUUAGAGAAUAGCAACACGUUUUCAUGCCCUGUUCUCGGUGGCACGUUUUCAUACAGCAAUGCAAACCCACGUCCCUAUUCAUUGACUACAUCAUCAUCUUCUUCACGUCCUCGAAAAGCACAAAGUCUACAACACACCAAUGAGCCACAAUCAAGGAAACCACUUUUUAUGACUUGGCUGUUACGCAAGCGGAGAGGAGCUCAUAUGGCGGAUAUCUUGACAAAAACAGUAGGCAAUGAUGACAGGCCGAGAAUAUACCGUGGCACAGUACCGGAAGUAGAUCAACAUCACAUUAUUGCAUCAACUUGUCCACACAAUGUCAUAGCUGAGCUCAAACACGUUGCCACGUCCAUGGAUAUUGACAUCAAAGAAGAGCGUACCUUCAAGUUGAAAUGCACGCAAAUGCAUUCCAAUGAGCAACUUCAGCCAUCGGUCUUGUCACCGUUCCGAGCGUUUUUGCAGCGGCGACAUCAACGUGAUCACAAGGACGGUUCUACUAUGCAGCACGAGAUCCGCUUCAAUAUUGAAUUACGCCAAAUCGAAAAUCUGACUCAGCUUUACGUCCUCGACAUGAGACGCAUACACGGAGAUCCACACACUUAUAGCGAUCUAUGCAAAAGUCUUGUUGCCAAGUUCCAUGCAAAUCGUAACGCUUAUAGAUGA